This is a messenger RNA of Aspergillus saccharolyticus JOP 1030-1, 2165 nucleotides long. RefSeq names its product Clr5 domain-containing protein. The transcript is spliced from 2 exons. Lineage: Eukaryota; Fungi; Ascomycota; Eurotiomycetes; Eurotiales; Aspergillaceae. Bases 256 to 2085 code for a protein of 609 amino acids. The record is from RefSeq and is a predicted model, not a curated record.
CGGACAAGAACGCACUACGGGGUACAACAAGGACAACCGACGUCUGUUUGGCGAUCUAUACAACCCGAUACUCCACUCGAGCUGCUUGUCCACGCUCGCUUUGCGUCGAACGAGAAGGCGUUCCUCGCCCUUCCUCCUCCCCCCUCCCCCUUCUCCUCCCACAGCUCGUGGGGGGUGGCCUCUCACAAGAGGACAUACAACCUUCAAGUUUGUCCCCGUCGCGGAGCCGCCUGCGCCGCGGCUUUGUUUGGCAGGAUGGUGUACGACUGGGAAGGAAAGCGGGAGAUCUGUUAUCAGAUGUACAUUAAAGACAAGAAGGCGCUCGAGGAGAUUAUGGAGUAUAUGAAGAAUGUCUACCAAUUUGCACCGAGUAAACGAGCGUUCCAGACCCAGUUCAAACGAUGGGGCUUUCCAUCCAAACAGAACCCAGCACACAAGAAUGUCGAACUCGUGGCGCGUGUCAAACAGCUCUGGGAGCGGAACACCAGCCAACGGGACAUGCUGCGCAUGCUCAAUGAGGAAGGCUUCGAGAUUAAAGAGCGGGAGUUGAUGCGCGUGCGCGCCAAGAACCGCUGGCUGCUUCGCGUCCCCAACGGCAUGAAGUCGCAGUCGCGGAUGAUGCAGACGCCUGUGCAGCAGUUACCGGAGGAUGAGGGUCUGCUGGCCCUGCAGCAGGAAGUGUACAAGUCCGGGUUGCCGUUCGACGAGGCUGAGGAUCCUCUUCCCCCGGUCGCCUCCGCCGCCCCUGACGCCGCCCCUGCCGACGCGUCGAGCACUUCCCCGAUUCCUCCAGGCUUGUCGGCCGAGGCGCUGGUCAAGCGCAAAGAGAGACUGGAUAAGCUGAAGGCUGAGAGUGCCGAACGGUGGGCGAAUCGCAAACGUCGUCGGCGCACGCGUGGAUGGGCAGGCAUGCCGGCGGACCCUCCGGGACCGCCUCGAUUUCCGUCGGAGACGACGAUUGACGAGAGUAAGAAGUAUCUAAACUUGGAUAAUGCGAUGUAUCGCCAGAUUCGGGACCAGUUUCAGCAGAUCUGUGAGGAAGCAGGCUUCAUCAAGAAAACGGUGGCUGGGCCCGAGAGAUGGCAGGAGGCGAAGAACAAAUUGAUCCAGGAGUCCUAUCACCUUCAGCAAGUCUUUCAUGAUCCGAACCAAUUGGAUGUCAAGUCGCUGGCGCUGGAUGUCGUCUGUACUGAUGUGACGAAAAGAAUGCGAACGUUGGAGCGCCGGAUGACUAUUGCUGAGGCGAAAAAUGCCCUGGGUAUCAAUCCGGAGGAGAGUCGCCAGAUUCGGAAUGCUUUCUACAAUACGCUCAAGGCAGAUCACUUCACCAGUAAGCUGGAGGCAGGAGAUGAGCAUUGGAAGGAAUUAAAGGAACACUGGAUUCAGAACUCGGAGCUUCUACGGCGCAUUCUGGCCCCCGGCGCCGCGGACCCUGAGCAUGCGACAAAAUUGAAGGCGCUCGAGGUUCUUUGUCGCGACGUCAUGAAACGGCUUCGCGAUGAUCAAACGAAGCGGCAUCCCGCCCGGAAGUCGUCGGUCACUCACUCCCAUGUGGCCAGCCCAGAUCUGGAGAGUCCGCCCGUCAGCGUCAAUGCUACGUUUGGCAGUGGCAUCGCGAAUGGCAUCAGCACGCUAGCUUCGCAGGCCCUGGCCAGUGCGUCAGUAUCUCAUAGCGACCUGGGAGACAUGCAGAUUGACCCUUCGUUAUUGCAAGCCGCCAACGAUCCCUCCUUUGCCACCGCUGCCCAUGCGGACUCGGGCAAUGCCUUUGGCUAUGUGGAUCCCAUGCUGGGGACGUCCCUCCUGCACGUUCCCGUCUAUCUCCGCGUCCAUCCCCAGAGUCCAUUACAUGGAGAUGCUAAGACAUGGGUGGAUAAGCUCACCGCCCGAUCGUUGACCGAACUCCAGCAGUUGGUCGCAGCACGAUAUCCCGACGCCGUUAUCACCAAGGUAGAAGGGACUGACCGUGACGAGAAGGGCAAUGAGCUCUCGUUUGUCAUCGAUGAAGAGCACGAGUUAGAUGCUUAUUUAACUCAUGUCCAUGGAAGGAAAGCGACGUUUGUCUUUACCUUGGACCAGAUUUGACAUUUCACGCCAAUCAGCCAUAACUUCACUACAGUAAUGUUACUGAUACCCAUAGCUGCACAUUAUGCAACCAAUUUAUU